AUGGAUCUGGACAAUGGCGAUUCGCCAUGGGGUGGUAAGUCAAACCCAAGUUGCACACCAUUUAUUGACCCAAACGUGGACCUGAUUGCUAUCCCAGAUAUGCCCUCCCAGUCCAAGACUUCUAAUGAGAAUGAGUCUGGCAAACAGAAUGAGCUCGCUUCCCCAUCGUCCCUUACCAGUCCCCGAUCUCCUUCGUCCAGAGGCGUACGUACGCCAAAGAAAUUUGGUGUUCAAGUGACAAAAUUGGAGGCUGUCGACGAUUCGAGUGAUCCGCUAGGUCCGCUGGGUGGCAGCUCGUUGCAACCCAUCUCUGAGCAAGGCCCCGUUCCUCCCCAAAAGGAGCCAUUUGCGACCCGUCAAACACGCCCGACAUCAUCAACAUCUCAGUCAUCCAGUGCAGCACUCAUGGAAUCGGUCAAUCUAGAAGAUGAUAUCGACACUCGGCCGAAAAUGAGACCUCCUCCUAUCCAACCACAUCCGAACGUCGGAGAUGUACCAAAGAAGCAGACAAAGCCGAGUAUGUCCGUUGAACAAGCUGCAAAGCCUUCAUUUUAUAUUACAGUUGGGGAUCCCCAUAAAGUAGGUGAUCUCACAAGUAGCCACAUUGUCUACCAGGUUAGGACAAAGACUACAUCGAAAGCUUACAUACGGCCCGAAUUUGCCGUUACUAGAAGAUAUCGUGACUUUCUGUGGCUAUACAAUUCUCUGCAUAAUAAUAACCCCGGCAUUGUUGUACCUCCACCACCGGAGAAGCAGGCAGUCGGUCGCUUCGAAUCCAAUUUUGUUGAAUCAAGAAGAGCUGCAUUGGAGCGUAUGCUGAAUAAAAUCGCAGCGCAUCCGGUACUUCAGCAUGAUGCUGAUUUAAAGAUAUUCUUGGAAAGCGAAGCAUUUAAUAUGGAUGUUAAAAAUAAAGAAAACCGAGAGCCAGAUUUAGGUCAAAGCAAGGGGAUGUUUAGCUCUUUGGGCAUAUCGGUCGGUGGGGGAACUAAAUUCGUCGAACAUGAUGACUGGUUCCAUGAUAGAAAGAUCUACCUUGAAGCGCUUGAGAAUCAAUUGAAGGGUUUGAUGAAAGCAGUGGAUACAGUGAUCCAACAACGUAAAGGGCUUGCUGAGGCUGCAAGUGAUUUUUCAGCAUCUCUACACUCGCUGGCGCUUGUUGAAUUAUCCCCUGCCCUGUCGAGUCCCCUAGAGGGUCUUUCUGAAAUCCAGCUUCGAAUACGUGAACUUUACGAACGACAGGCCCAGCAAGAUAUACUUACCCUGGGCAUCACAAUAGACGAGUAUAUCCGGCUCAUAGGAAGCGUGAAAAUGGCAUUUAGUCAACGGCAAAAAUCAUUUCAGAGUUGGCAUACCGCCGAAUCAGAACUUCAAAAAAGAAGGAAUGUUCAAGAUAAGCUUCUGCGGCAAGGGAAAUCUCAGCAAGAUAGAUUAAAUCAAGCCAAUGCAGAUGUGGCAGAUGCAGAGAGGAAAGUGCAUCAGACAAGACUUCUUUUCGAGGAUAUGGGCAAAUUAAUGCGGAAUGAACUUGAACGGUUUGAGCAAGAGAAAGUUGAAGAUUUCAAAUCCGGCGUUGAAACGUUCUUGGAGAGCGCUGUUGAGGCCCAGAAGGAAUUGAUUGAAUUAUGGGAAACAUUCCUAAUGCAACUUGAUGCAGGCGACGAUACGAAUCCAUUUUUCAAUGGAGCCCCGCCACCAGUCUCUGAGCCCCCUCAGGACCGUAACGAGCUUGGCCCCACCACGGAAUGUCCACAGUCGACUAUGCUUCAGGGCGAGCAAUUUGUAUGA
Molecule: messenger RNA, 1785 nt
Organism: Ophidiomyces ophidiicola
Lineage: Eukaryota; Fungi; Ascomycota; Eurotiomycetes; Onygenales; Onygenaceae
Gene: vps5
Product: Vacuolar protein sorting-associated protein vps5
Exons: 5
Coding region: 1-1785 (594 amino acids)
Biological process (GO): retrograde transport, endosome to Golgi; protein retention in Golgi apparatus
Cellular component (GO): endosome
Molecular function (GO): phosphatidylinositol binding
Source: RefSeq, a predicted model, not a curated record